Molecule: messenger RNA, 1718 nt
Organism: Pygocentrus nattereri (red-bellied piranha)
Lineage: Eukaryota; Metazoa; Chordata; Actinopteri; Characiformes; Serrasalmidae
Gene: cd151l
Product: CD151 antigen, like
Exons: 8
Coding region: 234-995 (253 amino acids)
Cellular component (GO): membrane
Source: RefSeq, a predicted model, not a curated record
CUGGGUGGGGUUCGGCUAGCUGGCCACCUGGAGCUACACACAGGAAGCGAGCUCCCUGUUGUUAAACACACACGCAUACGGGCAUGAAGAGAUUUCACCGAGUUUAAGUCGUCAGAUCUUUCUUGGACUUGCAGAGACGUUCCGACUAUAAAAGACUCUCACUAUAAGAGUAACUGUAAGCUAUAAGAAGUUCCUAGUCCAGAAGAAGCGUCCCUGCUCCAGCUGCAGCCAGAAUGGGGGCAUACCAAGAAAAGAAGACGACAUGUGGGACUGUUUGCAUGAAAUACCUUCUCUUUACUUUUAACUUCCUGUUCUGGCUGGCAGGAGGUGCUGUGAUGGCUGUGGGGAUAUGGACAGUAGCAGCAAAGAGUGACUACAUCAGCCUGCUGUCCUCCAGGAUCUAUGCUGUGUCUGCCUAUAUCCUCAUUCUGGCAGGGGUUAUUGUCAUGGUCACAGGAGUUCUAGGUUGCUGUGCCACUUUCAAGGAGCAGAGACGACUUCUGAGAGUGUAUUUUGUCCUCCUGCUGUGUAUUUUUCUGCUGGAGAUCCUGGCUGGUGUCUUGGCCUAUAUCUACUAUCAGCAGCUGAACGAGGAGUUGAAGAAUAAUCUGAAAGAGACUAUGGUGCAGAAGUAUCGCCAGGCUGACCAGGACCAUGUCACCAAGGCUGUGGAUAAAUUACAGCAAGAGUUUAAGUGCUGUGGCAGUAAGAACUCCUCAGACUGGACAGAGAGUGUUUGGAUCCACUCUGGAGAUGCCCAAGGAAGGACAGUUCCAGACAGCUGCUGUAAGACCCAAACAGAACUCUGUGGCAAAAGAGAUCACCCAUCUAACAUUUACAAAGUAGAGGGUGGCUGCAUCACUAAGCUGGAGAUGUUCAUUAUGGAACACCUAAAGAUUAUAGGUGCUGUGGGUGUGGGAAUUGCCUCUGUGCAGAUCAUUGGCAUGAUUUUCACAUGCUGUCUCUACAGGAGUCUGAAAUCAGAGCCAUAUUGAAUUGUCAGCGUUGAGCUGUAGCCUCAGAAGCCUCAAACCUGACAUUACUUCAAGCCAUUUCCAGAAGGGGCUAUUAAGAGAUUGUGGUGAGGACAGAGGCUGGUACUGAUGAUCCAUUGUGUCUCUAUUGUCUAUACUUAUCGUAUCAAGUUGGGAACAAAUGUGCCUAUUAUGAAGUGAAUUGUUAUGCGCUAGGAACCUCUUGGAGUAGAGAAUGAAUGCACUUGAAAUUCUUUUAAUUGCCUUUAAUAACAGCCUUUGCCUCAGUGGUUCUCUUAGUAACCAAUAUUUAAUCUAGAAAUGUACUGCAUUCUGUAGCAUGUACCACAUACUGUAGCUCAUUUGACUGCCUUUUUGAACAACUCCAGAUGACUUAUUUGGGGUUAUGACUGAUGCAUAUUUUAUAUAUGAUGCCAUUCUUUUAUUGUUUUGUAUUAUUUUUAUUUUUUUAUUCCAGAUUGUUUUUUUUUUGUAUUUCCAGAUACAAAUUAAAUGCAGUCCUCAGCUAAAGUGACAGUGUGUUGUAGUCCAAGAUCAAGCUUAUCUAGUUUUCCUGUUUUCAUUUCCUGUUAAAUCAAGAAUUAACAAGUCUCCCCUAUGAUGAUAUUUAGUUUAGAAGAGUAAGGUUAUAAGGUAAAUUAAAUUAGCUUUAAGUCACUGCUUUGUUCUGCCUGUCUGUCUUUUCAUUACAGUAAUAACAUUAAAAAUACAACCAUUUUAUGG